GCAUGCUUUAAUAACGUUGCCCCACCACAUCCUCCCACUUCUGUGUGGAGAAGCUUUCGUGUUUUAAGGAGUUUUCCCUAAGUCUCCUUGUCCCGCAGUAUUAUAUUACACCCCUCCUCUCCCAAUCAGAGAGUCCUCCCCAAAAUCCUCCUGCCCUCUCCUUGCUAUAAGAGCCUGGGGUCGUCCCGGCCUGGCAGAUACCUCUCCCUCUUUGUGGCGCACCGCAUUUCAUAAUUCAGAUCUAAAACCAUUGCAGGCCAAACGCCUUAGUAUAGCUGUCCUGUUUGUUGAUAUUUGUGACAGGUACUUGGGUCAGGGGUCAAAACUGUACCAUAUCCGAAAAAGGAAUAAUACUUAAAAAAAAAAAAAAAAAGUCUGUCUGAAAAGACGAUGCGGGAAGACGACUCCUCCCCGAUGGACAGCGCUGGGAACAGCGAGGAGGAGAGUGACCGUCAGUUGCCACGGAGAGGGGCGAGAAAGCGGCGGGCAGCGCGCCGGAGCACGGACGAGGAGGAGGAUGAGGAGGGAGGCGUAGAGAGCUCCAUCCGUGGCAAGAAAAAGUGCAGGAAGAUCUGCGACGACGGAGGAAGCGGCGGCAGCGAGGCCAGUAGCAGCAGCCCCGCGCGCUCCUUCGACGACCUGCAGACGCAGCGUGUGAUGGCCAACAUCCGCGAGCGACAACGGACGCAGUCGUUGAACGAAGCGUUCACGUCGUUACGUAAAAUUAUCCCCACCCUCCCGUCUGACAAGCUCAGCAAGAUCCAGACGCUGAAGCUGGCGGCCCGCUAUAUUGACUUUCUGUGCCAGGUUCUCCAGAGUGACGAGCUGGACGCGCGAGGGACCAAUUGCAGCUACGUGGCGCACGAGCGCUUGAGCUACGCAUUCUCAGUUUGGAGGAUGGGGGGCGCAUGGUCCUUGUCGACCACUUCCCACUAACUGGACCUGGGAUGUCUGUGAUGAGGCAUCAGGACUGAAGAACGAGUGACUCAGGCCGGAAACAGCCAAGGCCAGGAUCUGUUGCUUUGCUUCAGGCCUCUGAGGAAAGCAGCCCCUUUUACUUUUCCCUUUGCGUGGAUUGUAAUGUUUGCAAGGGGAGCACUUGGACUGCCAGGACGGAUAUGAAGAAAGAGAGAGACCACUGCGACUAUGAAUGUUGUACAAACAAAACAAGCCCCUGACGAACUGCUCUGUUUUGAAACAUGAGAGAAAAAAAAAAUGACUCCACAUUCCGUGACAGUUUUUUAAGAAAAAAAAAAGAAGUAUUUUGUAUUUAUUUUUGUACGCAGGUAUGAAAUUCCUUUUAUCCCCUUUCUCCAAUAAAGCUUAUUUAUUUUCAGGUUAUCAAACAGUGUUGAAUGGAUAACCCAUUUUCCCCCCUGUUGUAAAUAUUUGAUGAUACGUCAAAUAAAGAUAAUAAUAGGCAAUC
Molecule: messenger RNA, 1426 nt
Organism: Xiphophorus maculatus (southern platyfish)
Lineage: Eukaryota; Metazoa; Chordata; Actinopteri; Cyprinodontiformes; Poeciliidae
Gene: twist1a
Product: twist family bHLH transcription factor 1
Exons: 2
Coding region: 391-936 (181 amino acids)
Biological process (GO): regulation of transcription by RNA polymerase II; developmental process
Molecular function (GO): RNA polymerase II transcription regulatory region sequence-specific DNA binding; DNA-binding transcription factor activity, RNA polymerase II-specific; protein dimerization activity
Source: RefSeq, a predicted model, not a curated record